Messenger RNA from Nerophis lumbriciformis (worm pipefish), 1284 nucleotides. The record is from RefSeq and is a predicted model, not a curated record. NCBI's taxonomy places the organism in Eukaryota, Metazoa, Chordata, Actinopteri, Syngnathiformes, Syngnathidae.
AUGUCGUUCGGAAAAGCUGGCUGGACUUUGUUGAACCCUCUCCGGGGGGUUUUGCGGUCCUCGACCUCGCUUGUGAGUCGGAGUUAUGCGGCUGUUGCUGAAGCCAGAGCUGUGUUGAACAGCGAGCUCGAAUCUAUUCGCAUGGCGGGGACGUGGAAGGCGGAGAGGAUCAUUACUUCCAAACAGGGACCGCACAUCAACGUGGACGGAAGCCGUGGGGGCAUUUUAAACUUCUGCGCCAAUAACUACCUUGGACUAUCCAGUCAUCCAGAAGUGGUGCAAGCAGGCAUUGAUGCACUAAAAACGUACGGCGCUGGAUUGAGCUCUGUCAGAUUUAUCUGCGGUACUCAGGAUUUGCACAAAAACCUGGAACAGAAGUUGGCAGAGUUUCACGAGAGGGAGGACUGCAUCCUCUAUGCCAGUUGUUUUGAUGCCAAUGCUGGACUGUUUGAGGUUCUGCUGGGGCCAGACGAUGCCGUGUUGUCAGAUGAACUUAACCAUGCCUCCAUUAUUGAUGGUAUCCGUCUGUGUCGGGCAAAGAGACUGCGCUACAAACACAUCGACCUGAAUGAUUUGGAGAAUAAGCUGAAGGAGUCACAGUCAUGUCGCAUGCGGCUGGUAGUGACAGAUGGCGUCUUCUCAAUGGAUGGCGAUGUGGCACCAUUAACAGGAAUAUGUGAUCUGGCUGACCAGUACGGAGCCAUGGUGUUCAUUGAUGAAUGCCACGCCACUGGUUUCCUUGGGCCCCGUGGGAGAGGAACCGAUGAGCUGUUGGGAGAGAUGGACCGCGUUCAUAUCGUAAACUCCACACUGGGAAAAGCACUAGGAGGUGCAGCUGGUGGCUACACAGUAGGUCCGAAGCCCCUCAUUGACUUGCUGAGGCAGCGCUCUCGCCCUUACCUCUUCUCCAACUCCCUUCCCCCUCCGGUGGUGGGCUGUGCCACGCGGGCCGUCGAGCUGCUACUCGCCUCCAAUGAGAUUGCGCAGAGCAUGUCAGCCAAAACCAUGAGGUUCCGGAAUAACAUGACACAGGCCGGCUUCACGAUCUCGGGCUCCGCUCACCCAAUUUGUCCAGUCAUGCUCGGUGAUGCAAGGCUUGCUUCUCUAAUGGCAGAUGAUAUGUUAAAGCAAGGAGUGUAUGUGAUCGGAUUUUCCUUCCCCGUCGUUCCGAAAGGCAAAGCCAGAAUUCGUGUUCAAAUUUCAGCCGCCCACACUGAUGAAGACAUUGACCACUGCGUUGAUGCUUUUAUUCAGACUGGUAGGAAGCAUGGUGUCAUCUCCUGA